AUGAGUGCCAGCACCGAUAGAGUACUCGCAAAGCCAGCCGGCCUCUGCUGUCUCAAAGGCUCCAUUCACUCCGGGCAGCCACAGGGAAAGACAGAGCAGAUAGAUGGUGUUGAAACAUACAUCGCUACCCCAGACCCCAAGAUUGCAAAUGGCAACGUCUUGCUUUUCUUUCCUGAUGCAUUCGGCUUGUACGUGAACAGCCACCUCAUGAUGGACGCCUUCGCCUCGUGCGGCUAUCUGACCCUCGGCGUGGAUUAUUUUCUUGGGGAUCCCGUCUGGAAACACACUUGGUCUCCACUCAAGGACACAAGUUUCGACAUGAACGCUUGGAAAGAGAAACAUCACAAGAGUUCUGAGGAAAUUGCUGCAAAAUGGACCGCGGCUGUAAUGUCCCGAUACGGCACGUCUGAGAAGACCAAAUUUGCCUGUGUGGGUUACUGCUGGGGUGCACGAAUUGUUUGUCAACAACUCUCCAAAGAUGGAAUCUGCAAAGUGGGGGCAAUAGCUCAUCCGUCCUUUAUGAAUGAAAGCCAUGUCUCUGCCGUCGAAGCUCCGUUAUAUAUCGCUGCACCCAGUACGGAUUCGCUGUUCUUGCCUGACGCACGCGCUCGAACAGUCGAAAUCCUGACACAGAGCGAGAAGAAUUUCAAUAUGCAAAUAUUCUCGAACGUCACCCACGGCUUCGCGACACGUGGCAAUCUUACCGACUCUUACGAAAAAUGGGCCAAGGAGCAGUGUUUCGAGAACUUUGUUGAAUGGUUUGACUAUUGGUUGUCGCAACAUGAAGUCCCCGCGAAGGCGGAUUAG
Bipolaris zeicola 26-R-13 is the source of this 807-nucleotide messenger RNA. RefSeq lists its product as uncharacterized. NCBI's taxonomy places the organism in Eukaryota, Fungi, Ascomycota, Dothideomycetes, Pleosporales, Pleosporaceae. The coding region runs from base 1 to 807 and encodes 268 amino acids. The transcript has 5 exons. Gene Ontology annotation, molecular function: hydrolase activity. The record is from RefSeq and is a predicted model, not a curated record.